AUGCCUACAAUAUCUUCCGACAAGAUAUUUCCAAUCACCACUUUCAUCUCAGACCUACCAACCAACCACAUUCCCUUCCCAUCAUCAUCCGAAAAUGGCCGUGUCAGUGGACGCUUGGUCGUUGUAGGCGAUGUACACGGGAUGAGAAAGUCCCUCGAGGCCCUCCUAGACAAAGUCAGCUUCGACAAAAACAAAGGAGAUCAUCUUAUACUAGUUGGUGACCUAGUCAAUAAAGGACCCGAGAGCGCUGGCGUCAUUGAUCUGGCUAUGAAGCUAGGCGCCAGCGCUGUGAGAGGCAACCACGAAAAUGCCGUUCUUAAUUCGGCCGCGGGGAUCAACACCACUAAGGAUAGUCCACUACAUCCCGAAAGCUUGAGUGGCAGUUCGGCCGUAGCUGAGAAUCCCGAAGCCGACCUACCCGGGGAUAAUGCUCGAGAUGCCGAGAUUCCCGAUAAAAGCGGCCCUGCUACAAGCACCGGCAGUUCUACAUCGCAGACUACGGCAUCGGUACUUGCGAAGCACCAGCUCGACUGGCUUGCUGCUUUGCCUUUGAUCUUGCGUGUCAAGCUACCUCAUGUCCCAAUAUCCUCCCUCGGCGACACAUUAAUUGUCGUACAUGCGGGUCUCGUUCCUGGUAUCUCACUUGAAGAGCAGGAUCCACAUGCUAUAAUGCAUAUGCGGAGCCUCGUCUGUGCAUCGGGUGAUGAUGAUAAAUUCAUGCCAGCUGAAGUUCCCGGAGAAGAAAGCUGGGUCAUUGAAUGGGACCGGUGGCAGGAUAGGCUAGCAUCCAAGACAACGGUGAUAUUUGGACACGAUGCGAAGCGUCGUUUGCAGCGAGGCAAGUAUGCAAUUGGGCUGGACUCAGGGUGUUUAUACGGGCAUCAAUUAAGUGCGGUUGUGAUUGGGGUUUCCAACAAGGAGAUUGAGCAUCAUGUUAUUCAAGUCGAAUGCGUCGAUGUGCCUAUAACCCCAACAGUAUCUGUGGAACAAGGCGACAACACUGCUGAUGGAUAA
Molecule: messenger RNA, 1014 nt
Organism: Penicillium mononematosum
Lineage: Eukaryota; Fungi; Ascomycota; Eurotiomycetes; Eurotiales; Aspergillaceae
Product: metallophosphoesterase family protein
Exons: 1
Coding region: 1-1014 (337 amino acids)
Biological process (GO): polyphosphate catabolic process
Cellular component (GO): cytoplasm
Molecular function (GO): phosphatase activity; endopolyphosphatase activity
Source: RefSeq, a predicted model, not a curated record